Molecule: messenger RNA, 360 nt
Organism: Gongylonema pulchrum
Lineage: Eukaryota; Metazoa; Nematoda; Chromadorea; Rhabditida; Gongylonematidae
Source: the annotation of a GenBank genome assembly
AUGGGUGUAUUAAUAGGCGACAGUAGCAGUGCAACACCUGCCCAAGCAGAAACCGAACUGUCUGAAGUAAGCGGGACAUCGGCUUCCAGUACCAAAACACAAGUUCGAAAUGGUUUAUCGAUGGAAGCAGUGGAUGGGAUUGGUGGCGAAGAUGUUGAAACCAAGCCGAUGCAUUCCGGCCGAGGUUACAAUUGGUUCAUUGCAGCUGUUAUAAUCGUUGCUGAUAUGGUUGGUGGUGGUCUGGUCGCCAUGCCGGCUGGUUUCCACGACACAGGUGCCUUUCUGUUAAUAGUUUUAUUAUCUAAUAGUUCCGGUUCAAAAACAUGCGCACUGCCAUUUUAUUAUUGGUAUCUUGAGUGA